ACACUUUCUUUUUGGGGGGAUUAAAAAAGACAAAUUCAACGAGUGGAAAGUGACAAACGUGCAGACUGGUAUUAUAAUCCAUAAAGGAUAUACUGAAUUGUAAAUGGAGUGAAACAAAGACAAAUCCGUACAACACAUCAUUAAGUUUUUAUAUGAGGCUUUUAUUUUGGAUUUUUUUUUCCGGAAGAAUGUUUGACGGCGACACUGGGUACUGUAUUUUUAUCUUGUGACACAGCUGCUGCACCGAAGACAGAUAACAACACUGUGUUAAAAAACAAAAACAAAAUCAAAGAAGACUGACACCCUUGCCACAGUGUCUCUCGGGGGUAUCGUGAGUGGAUUAUGUUGGAUUCAAACGCGACAUUAUGAUCAACCGGAGACCGAGAAGUGCUCCGACACACAGCGGACCCGACCAGCCGUUAGGUCGCUGGUAAUGUCUUCCCCCCACCACACGGGAUUUGUUUGGGUUUGAAUUGAAUUUUGAAUUUGUCAACGCGUGUGUCAUCUUGAGUAUGGUGUUUGAAGCCGACGCCGAACAAGAGAGUCGCUGACUGAAGUCGCAGCAAUGGCCGCGGCGCUGAGUUGCUUCAGCGGCCCCGAGGUGCUGGAGGACGCGGGUCACGCUCGGGUCCUGGUGACCGAGCUGAAGCUGCUGUACGAGUGUCGGCUGCUCGGCGACGUCACCAUCGGGGUCGAGUGCGAGGACGAGGACGAGGAGCCGCGCGGCGGCGGCCGCGUCGACCGGCUGUUCCUGUGCAGCCGCAACGUGCUCGCCGCCGCCAGCCCGUACUUCAAGAGCAUGUUCACCGGCGGGCUGCACGAGAGCGCGCAGGAGCGGGUGGUCAUACGCGGCGUGGACCCCGAGUCCAUGUCGGUCAUCGUCGAGUACUGCUACACGGGCAGGGUGACGGUGACGGAGGGCAACGUGCAGCGGCUGUACGCGGCGGCCAACAUGCUCCAGCUGGAGUACAUCAGGAAGGCGUGCGCCAGCUUCAUGACGCGGCGGCUGGACCUCUCCAACUGCGUCGGGGUGCUGAGGUUCGCGGACACCUACGACAACCCCGAGCUGAAGGAGACCGCGCAGGCCUUCAUCGCCAGGAACUUCGGCCAGCUGUGCGGCGGCGGGGAGCUCGGCGAGCUGGACUUGGCGCAGCUGAGGGAGCUGCUGUCCCUGGACACGCUGGACGUGGACUGCGAGAGGAAGGUGUGCUCCGCGGCCCUGCAGUGGAUCGAGACCAACGCGCCACAGCGCAGGGAGGACGCACUGCGGGCGCUGGAGUGCGUGCGCUGGAACCUGUUCACCGACAAGGACAAGUGCUACCUGGAGGGGCUCAUGGCGAGGCCCGUCGUCGAGAAACACCUGGCGUCCUUCUUCAACAGUGCCACCGACGACGGCUGCGGCAUGUCCCAGACACAGGACACACCCAAACACCGGAUAGGCGUGAGCGCCAAAGAGAUGAUUCUCUUCUUCGGCCUGCCCAACGACAACAUCAUGUGCUGCGACCCCUACUCGGAGGACCUGUACUUCAUGGCCCCUCCGUUGGAAGACCUCAGCAGUCAGGACUACAAACGCUCCACCAUGGAGUCGCUCAUCGCCUGUGCCACGCCCGACAACAACCUCUACCUGGCCUCCCACCUGUCCAAACACUUCUGGCUGUACAACCCGGUGCUGAACAGCUGGCUGGAGUUGGCCGAGCGACCGCUGGGGAGGAUACACUCGGGCAUGGGCUACCUCAACGGCCACGUGUACCUUCUGGGGGGAAGGAAUCCAGUGACGGACACCAGGCUGAAGGAGGUCGAGUGCUACAGCGUCCAGAGGAACCAGUGGACGUUCGUGGCUCCCCUGCCUCACUCCCUGGGCAAAAUGCAGGUGGUGGCGUUGAACGACCACCUGUACGUGGUGAACAAGAGGAGAAUGCUCUGCUACGACCCCAAGAGGAACCGCUGGCGCCACUGUGGCUCGCUGAGACGAGACAAGCUCCACAAGGCCUGCGUGUUUCAGGACCAGAUCAUCUGCGUGUGCGAUAUCCCCGUGGUGAAGGCCUACAGCCCCACCAGGGGCGAAUGGAAGAGGUUGGGCGACAUUCCCAUCGACAGCCGAGCUCUGAAUUACCAGGUGAUCCAGCACAACAGCAAGCUGCUGCUCCUCACUCAGACUCUGCUGCAGCACAACAAAAACCGGGUCCUCAUCCACGAGUACGACCCAGCCAGGGACACGUGGAAGAACGUCAUGGCGGUCUACGUGUCCACGCUGGGGCCCGUGUGCGUUUCCACGCGCAUGUACCCGGCGUGUCUGGGCUCGGCUCACAGCUUCUCCACGGAGGAGGACGACGACAGUGGCUCCAGUGCCGACUGGGACUUUGAUGGGUUGACGGACGCCGACUCGGACUCUGGCAGCUCCAGCUCCUUCUCAGACGAGAACUGGUAGUUUAGAAGAGGUUAAAUUAUUUAUAAUUUCAGGGUUCAGUCUGCCAGGAGACGUCAGAGAUCCAGAAUAAACUCAGUAUUAACGCCAGCGAUUGACAGUAGAGGCACAAGCUGUGUAGAGGAGGAGAUCUAUCCAUUUUUAUCUUACAUCUUUGUACAAGUCGGGCUUGUUGGACUUGUAAUCUUGAGUUGGUUUCAGUCAUUGUUUUCAAUCUUAACAAAAGCAGUGAUUUUGUUUACAGUCAUCAACACGCCCGCUCGCUCCUCCUGCGUUGUCACAAGUGCUGGCAGGAGAAGGUCCAGAAAAAUAUGCAGAGCAACUUUUGCGGACAUUCCCAAAACACAGCCCCAAUGGAAAAGUUCAAGAGAAUGUCCAGACUUGAGUGCAUGUCUGACAGCAACUGUAGUGUCGAACUUUAAAAGACAAAGACACGACAGAAUCUGUUUAGAAACUGUUUCCUCUUGUCUUUACUUCCGGAAGUGAAAAUCCCAUACAUUUUCUCCAUCAACAUUUUGAUUAUUAGCCAUAAUGUCGUAAACCAUCCAAUGUAGACUCACCACGAGCUACAAGGUUGUGAAAUGAUGGUAUAUGCACCUGUAGAAGCCACAAGUUUGUAUGAUACCAACCUUGUUCUCAGAAAAUCCUCCUUUUGGAGGCAGCCCCCAAUAAUUGCUUGUGCUUUUCCUGCUCUCAAGUCAAAAUGUCUCGUGUAAAAAGGUCUGUGAAUCUGAUUUCAGGGUAAUCUGGUGCUACCGAAGCUAUGUGAGACUCAUUUAAGGAGAAGAAGGACUCUGAAGCUACAAGACUAACAGACUUUGACAGGUUGGAAAAGAAACUAAUGGUGGUCCUUGUCGAGCAAAUCAGGAAUACAAAGACGUGUGUCCUGCUCCUAUGUUUAUUUUCAGUAUAUCAUGGAAGUCUUGUGUCUUUUAUUGUAUAGAAUUUCUUGGCCAAAAAAAAUUGGGAACAACUAACAAAGCGAUGUCACUUGUGGAAUAUUUUCAACUUGACGUAGCUCUUCCUGAGCUAAAAAAAAAAUACAUUAUAUCUAAAACUGUUUUCAAAUGCCGAAUUAGACUCCUCUUGAUAAGUAAAUGAACAUGCAAUGCUUUAGGACUUUUAUAAAGACAAGUUUGUGACAAAAGAUAUUUGCUAAUAACACGCUUUAUUCAGAUGAUCGGCGUUAAAAUCACGACUGUGGCUCAUGACUUCAAACACACAUGGUCAUUUAAAGGGCUUUAAAAUUUGCUGUUCUUUUUUUAUGUUGUUGAUGCACAUUAUGGUGUUGCACACAACCGAUGUUGUGGAAACUACUGUAUGAAAAGUAGAAGCCAAUGUACUGUAUGCUCACUCAGGUUUAGGCUUAAGCAAAAGCCUGUAUGCCAUGAUUGAUGUUUUUUAUUUUUAUUUUUUUUUUUAGAUGUGAAAUUUGGUAACUUUGGUGACAAAUUAUCAGUUUUAUAGAAUUUAUUUUUAACUAUUCUAUUCUUGUGUUUGUAACUUGUUUUUGUAUCUCUGAUUUUAACUUAACAUUUAUGUCGCAAUCGGAAAUCAAUUCACAAGGUGUUUUUGAGUAUUGUUUGUUUGGUUAGUUGGAAGAAAAAAUUGUCUGCAUGUAUACAGCUGUUGCAAAGCCAUUACCCUCCCUCACCAACCACCCCCUACACUCAGUUACCAGUUUAUAAUUUAUAUAUAUAUAUAUAUAUAUAUAUAUAUAUAUAUAUAUAUA
Scophthalmus maximus (turbot) is the source of this 4157-nucleotide messenger RNA. It is a transcript of the gene kbtbd7, whose product is annotated as kelch repeat and BTB (POZ) domain containing 7. The coding region runs from base 566 to 2428 and encodes 620 amino acids. Lineage: Eukaryota; Metazoa; Chordata; Actinopteri; Pleuronectiformes; Scophthalmidae. Gene Ontology annotation, molecular function: protein binding. The transcript has a single exon. The record is from RefSeq and is a predicted model, not a curated record.